Molecule: messenger RNA, 2325 nt
Organism: Bathycoccus prasinos
Lineage: Eukaryota; Viridiplantae; Chlorophyta; Mamiellophyceae; Mamiellales; Bathycoccaceae
Exons: 1
Coding region: 1-2325 (774 amino acids)
Cellular component (GO): RQC complex
Source: RefSeq, a predicted model, not a curated record
AUGUCGUCGAGAGCUUUGCGACGCGCUUUGCAGCAGCGAGAGGAGGAUCCGGACGGCGCGUUUGCUGCCAGCGCUGCGAAGAGGUCUUCUUUUGAUUCUUCUUCUUCUUCUUCUUCGGAAGGGAACGACUCCGAUUUGGACGAGGGGAGGAGGCAACCGAAGAAGAAGAACAACGAGAACGCGUUCGCGGCGUUUUUGACGAUGGAUGACGACGACGAAGAAGAAGAGAAAGAAGAAGACGAAGAAGAAGAAGACAAAGCGAUGAUGGUAAAGGUCAAAAAGGAGACUUUUGAGAAGACAAAGCGCACGAUUCAGACGAAGAAAAAGAAGAAGAAGAAGAAGAAAGAGAAAGAGGAGGAGGAUGAACUCGAGGCUGCCUUGAGAGAUAUUGGAAUAGAAGCGCCGAACGCUCGGGUACCGGACGACGAGGAGGAAAAGGAAAAGGAGGAGAAAAAUAGGAAAUCGAGAAAACGAUGGGACGAGUUAUUCGCGUGCGACGUUCGGAAAUUAAAAGCGGAAGACGAACUGAGACGGAUGUUUAUGAGUCCGUCGUCGAAUGCGGUAGGCGGAGAGUUUAGCGGUAGCGGUAGUAGUAGCGGUAGCGGCAUCUUCGCGAGACCGAAGAGCGGAUGGUCGAACAAGUCGCGAGCGAUCGGUUUGGCGAUGAAGAAGACAAAAAAUCUGGAGGAGAAGUUUAGAGGCGAUUUUGCCUACGAGGAGGACGUAGGGGGCGACGGUGAAGUAUCGUAUUAUCAGUUUUCGACUGGAGCCGCGUACGAAGACGCGAACGAGUUGUUUGAGAAGGCGAGAGAAACGCACGAUCCGAGAGCGAUUACGCAUCUUUUAAUGAAGUAUCCUUUACACGCGGAGUCGUUGUUGGCGAUCAGCGACGUGCACAUGGUCGUUGGCGAUGCCGAUAAAGGGUCAGACGCUAUCGAGCAAUGCUUGGCGGCGUUUGAGAAAUCUUUUCAUAAAGAUUUCAUCGCAGACGUGAAGAAGGGGACGGCGAGGAUUCCCAUCGAUCCGCCCGGGAAAGCGUUCAUCGACGAAGAUAAAGACGAAGACGAGAGCAUUUUCGACGUGAUUGAUGAAUUGAGCGAUCGUCGCGAGAAAUUAGAAGAAGCCAUCGAGAUGUGGGACCGAUCGAGAGAGAAGACGUUUUUAAAAGCGUUGUUCAAACAGACGUGUUCGUUGACUCGAAGAGGCUGUUACAACGCCGCGUUGGAGGUUUCCAAGAUGCUCUUUAGCGUCGAGCCGAAAGAUUACUUUUGCGUCGGCUUUAUCAUCGAUUACGCGGCAAUUCGGUCGGAGAAAUUAGAGUGGUUGGAAGAGUUUCUCGCAUCGCUUUUAGAACGACGAGUGUCGCCGUUCGACAUGUGGUAUCGACCAAAUUUUUCUUACUCUUACGCCAUCUGUUUGAAAUUGCGAGACGAGCAGAGUAAGAUAAAGUCAAACAAAGCCGACGAAGCCAUGCGUCAAGCGAUCAUGCAACACCCGUUAGCGCUUUACUUCUUAGUCGAAAAGCUCGAUUUGAAGACGCGAGACGUGGAAUGGUUCGAAAUUAUCGAGCGCUCGAGUUACUUUGAAAAAACGACCACUUCCAACAACGCGAGCUAUGAAUUCGCGUGCAAACUCUUCGCGGAGAGACAUCAUUACUUGUGGCGACCGGAACGCAUUCUGUCCUGGAUGAAAGCUAUCGCCCGUAGCGUCUGCGAAGAGUACGAGAGAAUGAAUAUUAUUUUGAACAGACCGACGAGUAGCGAGGAAUGGAAGCACGAGGAAGAAGAGCGCGACAAAAUCUACGCGGAAUUGAACUCUGUGACGUGGCAAAUGACGCGAAACGCAAAUCUCGAAGUGAAAGAAGGAAGAAACGUCGCGAGUAUGUUUUCUCACGUCUCUUUCGAGGACUACCAAGACGUCGUGAAAAGACAACUUCCCGAAGACGACGAGAAUCCAUUCUUGGCGCCGGCGCCACAACAACGCAACAGAAACGAAAACAACCGGCACGCCGCGAUGGAUGAUAUGAACAACAGGUUGAACAAUAUGAACAACAGGUUGAACAAUAUGAACAACAAUCUCGCGCUCAUCGCGGAUGCGGCCGAACGAUUUGCUGCCAGAGAUAAUAACGUCGAAUGGCGAGAAAAUGGAAUACCGGAAGAGGAGCUCCGAAACAUCGCGGAAACGCACGGCCGUGGGAACGACCCCGGCGCGAUUGGAAUGAUGCGCGCGUUCUUCGCCACGUUAUUCCGCGGCGACGAAAACAACGGCGAUUUUCAAAACGAUAGAUUGAGAGACGCGUUGCAACGACAACAACAUCAUCAAUAA